GGCAAUCGCCACCCCGCCAUCACUAUGAUGAUAUGGAAUGUAGCAUGGCUGGCGUUGCUGCUUGGCGCGUCCGGCCGUAAGCUUGGCCUUCAGACAACGCAAGGCUUUGGCGGAGAGACAGGUCGCCCCGCGCACCUCACUUUCAAGCUGAAGGCCGUCCAUUUUGUGGAUCCCAAAACGCAGUAUGUUGAGCUUGGGCACUUGCAGAUCCUGACGUCCAACGGCACAUGCCUCACGUGCUCGGACGACACGGUCUGUAGUUCACCAAGUCACCCCGCCGAGGAGUCGGCCCCGAAGGAUGUGUGUUCCGAAGCCAAAGCCGGAAAGAAGUUCAGCUGGAGAGUGAAAUCCAGCGCGGUGGAUGAAAGCGACAUCAUCGUGGAAGUCCCGUUGAAGAAGGUGAACCACGAACAGCACUACCGGGCCCAGAUUUCCACUGCGGUGGAAGCCACCGGGAAGAACGACGAUGUGCACAAGGGCAGGCAAGUGACGCAGUGGAGCAUGACUGCAGUUAUUGCCUCGCAGGGUGGUGUAGCUUGGACAAAGGUUCCAAUCCCAAUGAAUGGCGAUUUUGGAGGUGUCAUCCAAAAGACCGUCUUCAUCGAUUUACCGAAGGAUUCGGAAGAUCUCUUUGAGGACACUUGUGCCAGCCCCUACAAAGUGGAGAACUACACCGUCACAGAGCAUCUGCUCCGCAAGAAUCGGCUGAACGUCGAAGCCAGCUGCAGUAGCGGUUUCCAGGGCGAUCCCAGGGUGGAACCCUGUGCUGACGAUGGCUUGCCCUACAAGUUGACGGGAUGUUUGCCAGAGACGUGCGAAAAGCCGAACGAUGACCCGGACAUCUACAAGUAUGCCUUGGCCAACGUGAACUUGGAGAGGCGCGCCUUUGCGGUGAGCGUGCGAUGCCGCUACGGCUUCGACGGCAAGGCGAAAGUGGAAAUUUGCGACGGACAUGGCGAGCCCUACAAGAUCAGUGGUUGCACAGGUACAACCACGACUACAAGUACUACUACAACGACUUCGACUACGACAACAACCACAACAACGACAAGCACCACCACAACGACCACAACGACUACCACCAGUACCACCACGAGCACCACCAUCACAACGACAUCGACGACCACAACAACGUCGACUACCACCAGCACCACCACAACUAGUACAACAACGACAACAUCCACCACCACUUUCACUACAACAACAACCACAACCACAACAAGCACCACCACAACCACUACCACUACAAGCACAACUACAACGACAAGCACCACAACCUCCACUACUACCACAACGACAUCCACGACGACCACGACCUCUACCACCACCACAACGACUAUCACGACCACCUCCACAACUACAAGCACAACUACAAUAACAACAACCACCACAACGACGACAACCACUUCAACCACGACAACCACCACUUCCACGACAACAACUACAACAAUCACAACCACAAGCACUACCACAAGCACUACCACCACUACCUCGACACUUACCAGCACAACUACUACUUCCACAACCACAACCACCAGCACCACCACCACAACGACAACUUCCACAACCACAACCACAACCACGACGUCCACUACCACUACAACCAGCACUACUACAACCACCACCACAACAACCAUAACCACCACAACCACGACAAGUACUUCUACCACAACUUUGACGAGCACAACUACCACCAGCACCACUACCUCCACAACCACAACCUCAACGGUCACCAGCACUACGACUACAAGCACAAGUACCACCACAACUACCACCAGCACAACAACGACGACCACAACGACAAGCACAACUACCACCACAACGAUCACGUCCACAACUACAUCAACAACAACGAGUACAAGCACUACCACAACCACUUUGACUUCCACAACAACCACAAGUACUGCUACCAGCACAACCACCACAAGCACGAGUACCACCACCACCAGCACCACAACCAGUACGACAACCUCCACAUCUACCACCACCAGUACCACAACCACCACCACAACCAGCACCACCACCACAACAACAAGUACAUCGACCACAACUACGACCACCACUACGUCUACUUCUACAGUGACUUCAACGACUACUACCUCUACCACCACGACCACUUUUACAACCACCACCUCUACCACAACCAGCACUACCACUACCACAACAAUCACCAGCACCAGCACCACGACCAUCACGUCAACCACUACAACCACCACAACGACCAGCACCAGCACAACAAGUACCACGACCAUCACCACGACAAGCACAACGACAUUCACGUCCACGACCACCACCAGCACGACUACAUCUACCACAACCACAAGUACCUCAACGACCACCACGACGACUUCGACAAGUACAACUACAACGACCACAACUACGAGCACUAGUACCACAACUACAACGACUACUUCCACCACCACAACAACCACAACCACAAGUACAAGCACCUCAACAUCAACUUCAACAACCACUACCACAAGCACCACCACUACCACAACCACUACGACCAGUACAACAACCACAACGACCACCACUACGAGCACCACCACGACAACGACAAGCACAAUUACAUCAACCACCACAACCACAACCACAACAAGUACGACUACAACCACCACCUCUACAUCAACCACUACAACCUCCACAGUCACCACAACAACUACAACAACAACCACUUCAACUACAACUGUCACCCUGGCAGAUUGCCUUGUGCCGGAAGUGCCCGAGGGCACUUUGGUGACCGAAACCGAUCUGCACAUUGAUACUUUCAAGGUGGCUGUGAAGUGUGCGCGUGGAUACGUUGGAGAACCCGGGGCCGCGCGUUGCGAACACCCAGGACUUCCCUACAAGCUCAUUGGCUGCGAAUGGAGUGACCUGGCCGAGAUUCGAUCGGAUGGGACCUAUGUUAAGAAAGGUCUGCCGCGGCCCGAGUGGCGCCUGGGAGCUGCAGGGGAGGGUUUGGCGAGUUUUGAGGGCUGGCAAACGGCAGCCUUGAACGUCCAUAAAAAGACGCUGCCACGGCCUCAGGGACUUGUUAGAGCUGCAGGAAAGGUCUGCCGCGGCCUGAGUGGCGCCUGGGAGCUGCAGGGGAGGGUUUCGCGAGUUAGGAAAGGUCUGCCGCGGCCUGAGUGGCGCCUGGGAGCUGCAGGGGAGGGUUUGGGGAGUUUUGAAGGCUGGCAAACGGCAGCCUUGAACUUCCUUAAAAGGACACUGCCACGGCCUCAGGGACUUGUUGGAGCUGCAGGAAAGGUCUGCCGCGGCCUGAGUGGUCUGCCGCGGCCUGAGUGGCGCCUGGGAGCUGCAGGGGAGGGUUUCGCGAGUUAG
Molecule: messenger RNA, 3327 nt
Organism: Cladocopium goreaui
Lineage: Eukaryota; Dinophyceae; Suessiales; Symbiodiniaceae
Source: the annotation of a GenBank genome assembly